GUAAAAAUUUUAUCAAUCAAAAUGACACAUGCUGAUAUUUUGAUUAGAAAUGGACGAAUUAUUGAUCCGGCCAAUGGAUUAGACUUUACUGGAAGCGUAGCAGUUUCGAACGGUGUAAUUCAAGCUGUGGGAGCAGAUCUUAAUAAUAUACAAGCCAUAAACGAAUUUGACGCAACGGAUUGUUUAAUAACCCCUGGAUUAAUCGACUGUCACGUCCAUUGCUACGAACAUGCGACUCCUCUCGGGAUUAACCCGGAUAAAUCAUGUCUGUCAAGAGGAGUGACUACGGUUGUAGAUGCAGGAAGUUCUGGAGAAUCGACUUUUCCUGGUUUGAGAAAAUUCAUAGCAGAAAAAAGCCACACACGAGUGUUAUGUUUUCUUCACAUAGUUCAGCAUGGUUUAGCUUCUUCUGGGUGUGCUGCUGGAGUUUCAGGCGGAGAAAUCGACUCUUUAAAUCAAGUUAACGUUGACGCAUGCGUAAAAUGUAUUGAAACUAACAGAGACAUGAUAGUUGGUGUAAAAGUGCGACUUUCUGAAACUAUAUCUAAUGGUGGACAAAAUGAAGAAGAGGCAUUCAGGAGAUCGUUGGAAGCAUCAACACGAGUUAGACUUCCACUCAUGGUUCACCAUACCAUAUCGACAAUACCAACACAGUCAGAUGAAACUUCAUCCAUAAUGUGCUGCCCGCGUGAUCUGCGUCCUGGUGACAUCUAUACGCACACAUUUAUUGGACACAAAAGUACUAUUAUAGAUGCCUCCACGAAAUCCAUUUAUCCAGAUGUAAUCGCAGCAAAACAAAGAGGAGUUCUUUUUGACGUCGGUCAUGGUCAAAAAGCUUUUAGUUGGCCUGUUGCCGAAAUUUGUGCGAAAUCAGGAUUUUGGCCAGAUAUAAUUGGGAGUGAUUUACACACAGGAAACCAUGAAGGUCCAGUAUAUGAUCUCCCAACAAUUAUGUCUAAGUUUUUACACAUUGGCAUGCCUAUAACAGAAAUAAUAAAAGCAGCCACCUUAACGCCAGCACGUGCAAUUAAAUGGCAAAAUGUCAUUGGAAGUCUAACUUCUGGUAAAUCAGCUGACAUCACAGUUUUGAAAAUUAUAGAUGUUGACCAUGACCUGGAAGAUGGUAGAUCUCAAAUCAGACGAAUUAAGAAGGUUAUUAUACCUAUUGCUGUUUGGAAAGAUGGAAAACAAUUUCAGAUAACGAAGCCCCGUGUUUUUCCAAAUCCCCAACUUCUAGAUCGAAAUGCUCAAACGAUGAACAAUGACAUAAUUCGCGAUGUAAUAUCGCUUUAGAGCUGACAUUUUAAUAUCAAACCAUUUAUGACUGUAUCGAAUGGAAGUGGAACAUAGUGUUUAUUUAAAAUUUACUGCAAUAAUUAUGUUCUUUGUAAUUCAAGUAAAGGUUUUCAAUUCUUUAUUUUGACAUGACGAUUGUGUUAAUAAAAUACAGUCAAAUGUA
Messenger RNA from Mytilus trossulus (common blue mussel), 1459 nucleotides. RefSeq names its product deacetylase Oant_2987-like. The record is from RefSeq and is a predicted model, not a curated record. Gene Ontology annotation, molecular function: deacetylase activity; hydrolase activity, acting on carbon-nitrogen (but not peptide) bonds. The coding region runs from base 22 to 1293 and encodes 423 amino acids. Lineage: Eukaryota; Metazoa; Mollusca; Bivalvia; Mytilida; Mytilidae. The transcript is spliced from 5 exons.